Molecule: messenger RNA, 3363 nt
Organism: Aureococcus anophagefferens
Lineage: Eukaryota; Pelagophyceae; Pelagomonadales; Pelagomonadaceae
Exons: 7
Coding region: 1-3363 (1120 amino acids)
Biological process (GO): cell surface receptor signaling pathway; adenylate cyclase-activating G protein-coupled receptor signaling pathway
Cellular component (GO): plasma membrane
Molecular function (GO): G protein-coupled receptor activity
Source: RefSeq, a predicted model, not a curated record
AUGGCGUCGUCGAGUCGGGCAGUCGACGAUGGCGUCGAGGAGGCCAAGGAGGAGCCGAAGAAGCGGCGGUGGCGACGCGUGCGCGAGUCCAUCUUUCGCCCGAAGCGGGAGGCGUCCUUCUCCACGCUGAGCGACGUCGUGCUGAUGCUGCCCUAUUUGGAGCGCCGCGCGCCGUUGCUGCGCUACUCCGUGCGCCAGCGCGAGUUCCUCGCGCUCGUCGUCGCCUACACGGUCGUGCCCUGGUUCUUUCUCGUCAUGUCGCGGCGCAUCGUCGGCACCGCCUUCCUCUGGUGCGUGACGCUCAUCUACGGCGUCGGCGGCCUCGCGAGCAUGGGCGGGUCGGGCUACAUCAUGUACCGCGUGCACACGUCCCCCGACGAGCUGCGCUACCAGCCGCUCAUGCACAUCAUGCAGUGCACGUCCCUCUGCGACUUCGGCUUCGCCCUGAAAUUCUUCGCGUCGUCGUUCCUGACGGUGACGGGCAUCCGGCCGUCGAACAGCCCGGGGCCGCUCUGCUACGUCUCCGCGUGGUUCGGCCAGUUCUUCGGACUCGCGACGAUCUCCUGGUCGACGAUCUACGGCCUGCACCUCGUGCUGACCAUGGUGCGGCCGCUGACCGUGGGGCGGAAGAACCGGCUGACGCUCGCGCGGCGCUAUCUGACAACGUACCAUUUGUUCGUCUGGACGUCCGCGCUCGCGUCCUGCGUCGCGGCCCACGCGGCGGGCGCCAUGGGCCCGACGGCCGACGGCACGUGCUGGCUCACGGGCCACUGGGUCUUCGCCUUCUACGGGCCGCUCUACCUCUACGUGUCCGUCGUCGUCGUCGUCCGGUCGCUCAACGCGUCGCUCCACCGGUCGCUGACGCGCGUCGCGACGCCGAGCGGCCGCGUGGCCGCCGAGUUCAAGAAGCACCACGAGCUGUGCUUCCGCGCGCUCCUCGUCACGGAGACCUUCGUGCUCGUCUGGGUCUACGGCAUCAUCUUCCGCCUCGACGGCUACGUGCACAGCGGCGGCACGGAGCCCUGGCUCAUCCUCACGCAGGCCGUCUGGCUCGCGCUCUCCGGCUUCAUCAACUUCAUGAUCUGGCGGCCGUUCCUGGCGAGGACGCGGGAGCGGACCGAGCCGGCGCCGCAGCGCGGCUUCCCCAAGGCCGCCGUCGAGAUGACGGCGAGGGAGCCGCCGGCGCCGCGCGCGCCGCCGGCGCCGCGCGCGCCGGCGUCGCCGCUCCGCGCGCCCGCGCGGCCGUCGGCGCCGAAGGGCACCGGCGUCCGCAUGCCGACGCCGCCGCGCGGCGCGCUUACGGCGUUGCUGCCCGCGAAGAACUCCGUCGCGAAGCCCGCGCCCUCGACGUGGAUGCGCGUGCCGCCGUUGCUCGAGCCCCUGGUCGGACUCACGCCCGUGAUCUCGCGCGUCUUCUCCGCCGUCGACACGACCGUGUCGCCCAGUCGUCUUUCUCCGGCGGCGUGUGUCGACGCCAUGGCGGGCGGCCUCCAGCCCGUGGACUUCAACGGCGCCGUCUUCGAGGCGGCGCGGCGGGCGCAGGCCGAGGAGGCGGGCCAGGAGCGCGCCGUCAUCGCGGCCAUGCCCGUGGCCUUCAAGGUGCCGGCGGUGUGCAAGAUCCCCGAGCGCGUCGUCAAGGGGGCCAUCGUGCGCACGCACCAGGAGCUCAAGUCGCGCAUCGUCAAGACGCUGGCGCCGAUGAGCGACGUCGUCGCCGUGCACCGCGCGCUCAACUCCGCGGGGACGCUCCGGCUGCUGAUCAUCUCGCCGGUGCACGGCUGGGUGAGCGAGAAGCUCGUCGAGUUCGUCAUGGAGGUGCCGGACCACCAGGGCGAGUACUGGGCCGAGCGCGCGAAGAAGGAGCAGAUCAAGGUGAACCAGGACAUCGCCUGGCGGCGGCCCCGGGGCCCCAAAAUCCCGGCGGCGGUGGCGAUCUCGCGGACCCUGGCCCACUUCAACUCGCUGGCGCUGAAAUGGGAGGCGGACCCGCCGCCCGAGGUCGAGGACCCCCUGAAGGACCUGAGCCCGCCGGCGGAGCUCUUGUUUCGGAGUUUGCGGGACCACAAGAUGAAGCGCGAGUCCGCGGUCGCGAAGAUGGCCGCGGGCCGCGCGCACAACGGCCUGCGCAUCCUGGAGCUCGGCAGCGGCGGCGGCCGCGACGCCGUCGAGCUCGCGCGGAGCCGCGUGGGCAUCGACUUCGUCGGCGUCGACGGCUCCGCGGGCAUGUGCGGCCUCGCGGCGGCGCGCGCGGAACAACGCAAGGUCGGCUUCAAGUGCGAGUUCCGCGAGCAGGAGUUCUUCGAGGCGUCGUUCUUCGGCGAGGGCGAGGGCGGCACCUUCGACGGCGCCUUCGCGGUGGACAGCCUCAAGCACGUGCCCUGGGACCUCCUCGAGGCCGCGCUCUCGAAGAUCCGCCGGUCGCUCACGCCGGGCGGGUCCUUUGUCAUCGCCGAGGCCCGGGUCGCGCGCAAGAAGCCCAAGGCCGCCGACGGCGACGACGGGCCGGACCGCUUCACGCUGAGCCGCGACGGCGAGUACGCGGAGCAGCGCACGUGGCUCGAGUGGCGGGAGAAGCUGCAGAAGUUCUUCGUGCUCGACAAGCUGGCCGACUACAGGGCAGCAAAAGAGAGCGAAAUUCCCAACUUCAAAGGCUUCGAUCUCGGCCAUUUUUCACUCGUCGACUACGACGUCGCGGACGCGAGGCGGCGCAAGAAGACGUUCUGGGCCGCGUCCUGGAUCGCCAAGGCCAGCGCGCUGGACGUGCCGCCGCCGCCGAACUUCGUCGACACGAGUCGGCGGGACGUCGACCCCGCGGACUUGGACGAGCCCGUCGCCGCGCCCGUCGUCGAGGACCUGUCGCGCAUCGACGACGGCCCCGCGCCGCCGCCGAAGAAGCCCCUGACGCACCUCGAGCGCCUCCGCGCGGACCUGGUCUGCACGUCCUGCGACACCGACGAGCCCGUGCGGCGCAAGCCCUGGCCCGACGACGACCCGGAGAAGAUCCGCGCCGCGGCGAAGGUCCGCGCCGCGGAGCUCGCGAAGCGCGCGCGGACCCACGGCGAGCCGUCCCUGGAGGAGUGCGCCGAGUACGUGCGGGCGAAGAACCUCAUCGAGGAGGCCGAGCGCGCCAAGUUCCCCGACGCGCCCAAAGCGCCGGAGUCGCGCGCGACGGUGCCCUUUGGCCACCUCCGCGUGAACCGCGACGCGCCGCCGCCGGCGCCCGCCGGCGACGCCAUGGAGCUGCUCGAGGACGGUGACUUCGACAUCUCCGGGGACGCCGAGGCCCUCGCGUCCCAGGCCAAGGCCGCGCGGAAGAAGGCGCGCGCUUUGGGCGCGGGCUUCGGCCGGGGCUUCCUCAACUAG